This is a messenger RNA of Cydia splendana, 1412 nucleotides long. RefSeq lists its product as uncharacterized. The transcript has 5 exons. The record is from RefSeq and is a predicted model, not a curated record. NCBI's taxonomy places the organism in Eukaryota, Metazoa, Arthropoda, Insecta, Lepidoptera, Tortricidae. Gene Ontology annotation, molecular function: peptidase inhibitor activity. The coding region runs from base 141 to 1055 and encodes 304 amino acids.
CUAUUUACUCACUGACUCCUUGGAAGAGAAAAACCACAAUUUUGUGGUGGCAAUUUAUUUCAGUCAUUAUAACGGUGGUUUAGUGACUACAUAAGUCAGAAGGAUAUAGCAUUCCCGUAUACUUAAGUACCUAAAUAUCGAUGAGAAACAUGCGGCCUGUGUUCUCAGGGUGCAUAAUUCUGGUUGUCUCCUCAGCUGUUGGAGCAACUUUGUCUGACCAAUAUCUGAACGGAACUAGAAGGUUCCCAGAAAUAAAACCCGGCCAAAAAUGCGUUAAAGGGCAAAUAUACAGGAUGGAUUGUAACACCUGCCAGUGCGGUGAACGAUCAACCCUACUCUGCACUAAAAUGGGUUGCCUUUUGAAAACUGACGGACGGAGGGCGGAGCAAAAAGGGUGUAUCCCGGGAAAGCUGUAUAAGAAAGAUUGCCAGAAAUGCUUCUGUACGGAUAAAGGGAAGGUGAAGUGUAGCAUGAAGGAUUGCAAGUUGGCUGAUAAACCGUAUACCAACCCUGAACACAUAAAGCCUCACACCACGGCGGAGUUCUACAAGCUCCCCUCCCUCCCCCACACGGGGAUGGCGUGCACCCCCGGCGUGAUGUACCGCAUCGACUGCAACAGCUGUUUCUGUCUGGAGAGCGCCAACCUCAUGUGUCAACACCUGCUGUGUCCGAGCUAUGACGAUGUGUACAAGUUGAAGGCUAAGGAGAUGACGGGAAAACCUUGCGAAGCCAACACUACAACUACAGACUGCCUCGAAUGCGAAUGCAAGGCCGGCAAAUAUAAAUGCGAGCCCAAGCCCAAUUGCAGGCACACGGACGGACGGAGGAUGCUACACGGGGAAUAUCCGUCCAAACACGACAGGAACUUUAUAGAUCCAGACCGCAUGAAGGAGAAGUGUCAAUCUGGCAUGGUGUAUAAGGUCCACUGCAACAAAUGCUACUGCCAGGAUGACGGCUCUCUCCGUUGCACACAGAAAACAUGCCUGAACCACGCAGAGGUGGAGAAAUUGAAGAAACUCCGCUUGAAACUCGACAAGGAGGACCCGGAAGAUUAAGACGACACGUACCUAUAAUGGCGGCACGUUAAAUAUAGAUACCCGUUAACCAAGGCAGAGCAAUUUAGCCUUUAUUACCUGUCAGAUAAGAUGCAAGUUUCUAAAAUUAGGCAAGCUCUAAAGCUUCUAACUAAUCUAGACUAGACUAAUCUAGUUUUAUACGGUGUACGGUAGAUCUACCUUUUUGUCUGAUUUAGCUGCGCCGCUACUGACAUAUACUGGUAUACAAAUAUGUAUUGACGUAGUACCGCGUUAUGGUUUUUUUAACGACGAUGUGCAUACAGAACGAUUUAAUUAAAAGAGAAUAGAAACUAUUAGCGUAAGCAAGCAAUGAAUUAAAGGAUUCAACAAAAAUAA